AUACCAAAUUGGCCACAAGCACAUUCUUAACAGCUUUUGUUUUUCUUCUGACAUUCAUCCCCUGGAACCAUCCACAUGCUACCCACGACUUUCCUAUCAGCAUUCACGAGUCUCAUCCAUUUUCCCCAUUUUUGGUGAAUAUUCUACCAAGUUUCUCCAGAUUUUUAAAGUCACCCCUCUGUCUCUUCAGACCAGCAAAGCAUUAAAUAAUGUUGACAGAGAAAGAAGUUGAGUUGAUUGGCCAGAUUCUGGUGAACCCCAAACAAUCCUUGAAGGCACGCUUCCGCUCACUUUUCACCUUACGUAAUUUGGGGGGUCCAGCUGCCAUUGAGUGGAUCAGUCGAGCCUUUGAAGAUGACUCUGCUCUCCUGAAGCAUGAGCUGGCAUACUGCCUUGGCCAGAUGCAGGAUGAGAGGGCCAUUCCAGUCCUCAUUGAUGUGCUCCAGAACACAUGCCAGGAACCCAUGGUGCGACAUGAAGCAGGUGAAGCUUUGGGUGCUAUUGGCAAUCCAAAAGUACUUGAUAUCUUGAAACAAUAUGCUGAAGAUCCUGUUGUUGAGGUAGCAGAGACGUGUCAGCUGGCUGUGAAGAGACUGGAAUGGUUUCAGGAGCACAAGACAAAUUCUGCCGUUAACCCUUACUGCUCUGUGGAUCCAGCACCUCCUGCUGAGGAGAAGGAUGUGGGGAAGUUGAGGCUCACCCUGCUGGAUGAGUCACGGUCACUCUUUGAGCGCUAUCAAGCUAUGUUUGCGUUACGAAACAUGGGAGGAGAAGCUGCUGUCUUGGCACUUGCUGAUGGCCUCCGGUGUGGCAGUGCCCUCUUCCGCCAUGAGAUUGCCUAUGUUCUGGGCCAGAUGCAGCAGGAGGCCAGCAUUCCACAGCUGACGGCAUCCUUGGAGGACGUGGCAGAGAACCCCAUGGUGCGCCACGAGUGUGCGGAGGCUUUGGGCUCCAUCGCUAAGGAGUCCUGCCUGACCACCCUGGAGGCGUUUGCCAAGGAUGAAGAGCGAGUAGUCCGGGAGAGCUGCGAGGUGGCGCUGGACAUGUACGAUUAUGAGAACAGCGCUGAUUUCCAGUACGCUGACAGUCUGAGCAAGCUGAAGACCCUCAGCUGAAGCAGGACUUCUCUUAGCUGGCCUCCCACACUUUUAUUAGCCAUUUCAGUGUCAUUUGUUGUCUGUGGUUUCCAUAAGAGUGCUGGAAGGAGACCGUGUGGACGAAACCUUCAUGCGUCAGUCAUUAAUUUAUUUCUUUUUCUCUGCUUGGUGGAAGGGGGAUGCCACAGCCAUUAUUAAGGACUUUGAAUUAUGUUGAUAAUGGAAAUGUUUUGCAGGAGAAAAAAAUCCUUUUCCCAUGAAAACUAGUUGCUAUUUUUAUUAGCUGCCCUUAAAAGAGCUCUUUCUCAUGCUGUGGGCUAGCCUUGCACAACUUACAAAGCACCAAGACAAAUGAAGCCCACUUCUGUCUCCGGUGAAUCAUAGAGUCAUAGGGUUGGAAGAGACCUUGGAGGUCUUCUAGUCCAACCCCGUCCUAGGCAGAAUCCUUAAUCCAUGCUGGACAAAUGGUUAUCAAAUCUUUUUUUGAAAACCACCAGCGAUGGAGCACUCACAACAGGCAAGCUGUUCCAUUGACUACUUGUUUCUCCUUAAUUCCACUGAUCCAGUGAUUGCAGAAAUAAACAGAAACAACGGGGGAGAGAAUGCCCCUCCAGUAGCACAAUCCCAAACUAUGAAGGGCUUUAAAGGUGACAACUGGCACCUUGAAUUACACCCAGAAGCACAUUGGCAACCAAUGCAGUGCAUGGAUAGUGGUGUUAUGUGUGCCAAAUAAGCAACACCCUUUACUACCUGUGGUCUGCACCAGUUGAAGCUUCUGAAUCUCUUCAAAGGUACCCCAUUGCAGUAAUGCUUAUUGGAUUUCUCCCUAUCACAAAGAAUAAGACACUAGGUUAGAAGUUAAACUUCCAAAUUUAGAGCAAGGCUUUUCUGUUCCACUGCAAAAGAUAAAUAUUUUCUCCUGAGAUCUACUUGGGCAUGGGGCAAAACAUCAGGGAAUUAAGAUCCAUGUCUGAACUAUUUUAAACUCAGUUCCUGAGGGGAUGACAUUUCACUUACAAGCUGUGAAGGGUUUUUCUUACAAUUGAUCUAUUUGUUCAGACAUUAAUUUGGAGUCAUGAGUUAAUUUACCAUUUUAGUAGAGUUUGAAUUUAUUUUUACUAAGCAAAUCAUAUGUUCUUUAAAUGGGCUAUUUCCACACAUAUAGAGAGGCACCUGAUUCUUGAGCCGAAUUUCACUUUCUGCUGGUUUUAUUCCUUAACUUGACACGCAGACUGCCUAACUUUUGGCAAAGUGCAUUUUGCUGCAUAUAGUCGAAAUUGGAAUGUGCCCCAUUGGCAGAAGAAAUCCAGUGCUUUCAAUGAAGUAGAUCUUCAAGAUCAAACUAAUGGGAACACAGUGGAUUUCAUCUGUUAGCCGGGCAUGGAAAACAUGGCCUUUAGCUCCAUGACAUGUGAGCUGAUAAAACUCUUCAGAGAAGGAUAUAAACUAAAUUAAUUUCCCACUGGCCUGGAGUGGGAUGGAUGGAUUAUGGAAGGUUUGUGGAAUUUAGAGGGGUGAUUUUGCUUCUUGAAUGGAGCAAAACUUUUUUUUGCCUGUCAGAGUUGUUUUGUAUUUAUUGUUGUUUUAAAUUUGAAAAGCCAUCCAAAGUUGUUUGAUAGCCUAUAAUUUAGUCGAUAAAUGCAUCGAAGUUUGCUUUGUGCAUACUGCACAGAUAUGCAGGCAUUCAUGGACCAUUUAUAACGAACAAAGUUAGAAGCCCUCCUGCAUCUGCUCUAUUUGUUCAGACAUUAAUUUGGAGCCCUGAGUUAAGCCCUCACAAUCAGACAAUUUUGAAGUAAGGGAAGAGCCCGAUCAGAAAAAUAAAAUAAGAGAAAGCAAUGUG
Messenger RNA from Crotalus tigris (Tiger rattlesnake), 2940 nucleotides. It is a transcript of the gene DOHH, whose product is annotated as deoxyhypusine hydroxylase. Lineage: Eukaryota; Metazoa; Chordata; Lepidosauria; Squamata; Viperidae. The transcript is spliced from 5 exons. The coding region runs from base 210 to 1115 and encodes 301 amino acids. Gene Ontology annotation, biological process: peptidyl-hypusine biosynthetic process. Gene Ontology annotation, molecular function: deoxyhypusine monooxygenase activity. The record is from RefSeq and is a predicted model, not a curated record.